GCCUUUUCCUUCUCCUUUCACUCGUUUUGAGCUUCUUCUUGGAGUCUAGGUAACCCUCGUUUUUGCCUCUCAUGAUUUACGAUUCUUGCUCUUCUUUUCUGCCGUUUUGAUAAUCUCUUCGCUGUUUUUCUGAUUCACUCGAUGGUCUCCAAUUCCUCUUCUCUUCGGCUUUCCCCUAAAAGGCGAAAUUUCGGUCCCAUCCAUUUUUGGAGAUUAUUUAUAGCAUGGUGAUCUAGUCAGCACAUUGGUCACACAUAUAAAGAAUAAAAUAAUAUUCUUUAUUUAAAAUUUGGAUCCUUUUGUUGUCCAAGGAGAGAUAUGGCUAAUUCACUGCCUGGUGAUACCUCUCUUCACGGAACAAACCUCCAGAACUAUCCUCAGGAAACAUCAGAUGAUGGUGGCAAAUGGUACUUCUCCAGGAAGGAAAUUGAAGAAAACUCUCCUUCUAGACGAGACAAUAUCGACUUAAAGAAAGAGACUUAUUUACGAAAAUCCUACUGUACAUUUCUACAAGAUUUGGGCAUGAGACUCAAAGUGCCCCAGCUAACAAUCGCUACUGCAAUUAUUUUUUGUCACCGAUUUUUUCUUCGUCAAUCUCAUUCAAAGAAUGAUAGGAGGACAAUUGCUACAGUGUGUAUGUUUCUUGCGGGGAAGGUUGAAGAGACUCCUCGUCCAUUGAAAGAUGUUAUCCUUGUUUCAUAUGAAAUCAUUCACAAAAAGGAUCCUGAAGCUGUUCAGAAAAUCAAGCAAAAGGAGGUUUAUGAACAGCAGAAAGAACUAAUAUUACUCGGGGAGAGAGUUGUACUUGCAACUCUUGGUUUUGAUCUAAAUGUGCAGCAUCCAUAUAAACCUCUUGUUGAUGCAAUAAAGAAAUUUAAGGUUGCUCAAAAUGCCCUUGCCCAGGUUGCAUGGAAUUUUGUGAAUGAUGGACUGCGCACAUCUCUUUGCUUGCAAUUUAAGCCCCACCACAUUGCGGCAGGUGCCAUUUUCCUGGCUGCAAAAUUCCUGAAAGUAAAGCUUCCGUCAGAUGGCGAGAAAGUUUGGUGGCAAGAGUUUGAUGUCACCCCACGCCAGUUGGAGGAGGUUAGUAAUCAAAUGCUGGAAUUGUAUGAACAGAACCGGGUGCUACCUUCGAGCAACAAUGAUGCUGAAGGAAGCACUGUUGGUGGAGCUACUCACCAAGGCACAUCAAAAGCUUCCUCCAGCAAGGAGGAACAUGUAGCGAAUAAUAGUCAUACUCAGGCUGGGGGUAGUACUUCAAGACCUGGAGCCUCAAAGUCGAUGGCGUUUGCAGAUAAUCGUCAAAGAACCACUCAUAAUUCAGGCCCUGAGCCAUUAAGUGAGGAGAUGAAAAAUUCCCCUGAACACAAUGCAGAUGGUGAAGUGACAGAUAAUCUAGACCAUGUAAUAGAUGCAGUGCCUCCGCAUGAGAUUGUUGGGGAUUUUCAGAACACGUCAAAAUUUGCAUCAAACGGGAAUGAAGAUCAAGAACGAAAUGUUCCAAGAAGUGAAGUAACUGAUACCGGGGAAUCAAAAGACAAACAUUUUGCUCGUAACGUGGAAAAUAGAGAAGGUACAGUAGGACGGUCACCUCAAGAUGCAAUCAAAAAGAUUGACAGGGAUAAAGUAAAGGCAGCUCUGGAGAAAAGAAAGAAAUCUAGAGGUGAUGUAACUCGGAAAGCCGACUUAUUGGAUGAUGACGAUCUCAUUGAGAGGGAACUGGAGGCUGGCAUUGAACUAGCUGCGGAGAGCGAAAAGAAUAAGCAGGAAAGGAGGCAGAGCUGGUCUAAGCCUUUGGACAAGCAAGAACAUGAGAAUUCGCAUCACGAGAAACAUCGAGAGGAUGCUGGGGAUGAAGAACGUCAAGGAACAAAGGGGCAGUCAUCACAUAAUUCGGAUUUCAACAAUAUGGAAGAAGGGGAAGUUCCUGAUGACAUUGACCAGGUUGGCGUCCAUUCACCCAAAUCAAGCAAUCGCAAACGGAAGUCACGGAGCCCAUCUGAGGGCAGGCAUCGAAAUGAUUUUGCGUCUGGCUCACACCAUUACAAUAACCAUGACUACUUGGAGGAUCGCAACAGGGUGAACCGGCUUGGUCAUGUGGAGAGGGAUCAUAAAAGGCAUGUGCCAGAAAAUCAGGUCUGAAAACUUCUCCCUGUUACUGGAACUCAGCUGGUUUCAACUGCCAUUAAUCCUGUCUAGGCAGGAUACUAAGAUUCCGUAGUAACAAUGGAGCACCCUGUUUUGAUUUGAUUGUUUGGACCCAAGACCGAACUUUGAUCAGUUAUAUGUAAUUCAUUAGUCGAAAUGAGUUUUUCUUUUCAAUUUGAAAAGCGACUCACAUUGCCA
Molecule: messenger RNA, 2346 nt
Organism: Mercurialis annua (annual mercury)
Lineage: Eukaryota; Viridiplantae; Streptophyta; Magnoliopsida; Malpighiales; Euphorbiaceae
Product: cyclin-T1-4-like
Exons: 7
Coding region: 319-2142 (607 amino acids)
Biological process (GO): regulation of transcription by RNA polymerase II; positive regulation of DNA-templated transcription, elongation
Cellular component (GO): nucleus; cyclin/CDK positive transcription elongation factor complex
Molecular function (GO): cyclin-dependent protein serine/threonine kinase activator activity
Source: RefSeq, a predicted model, not a curated record